AUGUCGCAAGCACGCAUUGCACCAGCUCCAUUCUUCUACAAGAUGUGGCUAAUGGGCGCGGUGUGCGUGCUGUGCACGUUGCUGCACGCCGUGGACGCACAGUGGAGGUGCCCGGGUCUCUCUGCACGACCGGCGGCGGAGUGCUCGUGCGAUCUUCCACACACGUUGCGAUGUGCCGGCGACCACACUGCUUUACAGAUCAUAGGCCGUCACCUCCGCGAACAAAAGGCUAGAAACAAGAACACAGCAGUAUCACUCCUGGACUGUGCGCUCCGAGGAGUUUCAGUACUGUCCUCAUCUUCAGUGUCAGAACUGGCUGGAGUUGGGUUGCACGGGCUGGUCAUAUCUUCUGGAGAUAUAAGGAGGGUGCAGCAAGGAGCGUUUAGUACUGUUGCUGGAAGUUUAUUUGCUUUGGGUCUUCCCAAUAACCAGUUAUCAGUGGUGCCAACUGAAGCAUUGACCAGACUAUGGAACCUCGAUCGCUUAGAUUUGUCAAAUAAUAAAAUUCAUACAUUAGACGCUAAUUCAUUUAAGGGAGUCAAGAAUUUGACAUAUUUGGAUCUUAGUGACAACCAGUUGACUGACAUUCUGGAAGGAGCAUUCGUACCACUGGUAAAAUUGAGUGUAUUGAGGCUGAGAGGGAAUUUACUCAAAGUUCCGACCCUGGUCACAUUGAAGGAGGCUAACAUGCUGAGGGAUCUAGAUUUAUCCAGUAAUGCCCUGGAAGGACCUCUGGGUCCAUCCACAGUGCCCACACUGACCUGCCUCAAUACGCUCCAGUUGUCGGAUAACACUUUUGCAAGCAUACGACGAGGGGCUCUGUCUGGUCUUACGAACUUAACUCAUUUGAAGUUGCACAACAACCAGAUAGAUGUACUCGAGGACUAUGCGUUCAAACACAUUGCCAACUUGACGCACCUGGAUUUGUCGCACAACGAGAUCGUAGCUGUAUCUGGAGCAUCUCUAGCACAGCUAACGAACUUAGUACACCUGGACCUGUCUCACAACUUCCUCCGAUCCCUCUCUGCCGAGCCUCUAAAGUCUCUUCGACGACUGACCGAGUUACUACUCCAUGAUAACGAUAUCUCGAUGAUAGAUGACGAAGCUUUGGCGCUGCACAAGGAUCUCGGCCGGUUCACCAUUGAAGAUAAUCCCCUUAAUUGCGAUUGCCUAAUGGCCGGAUUCGCAAGGUGGUUGAGGGAGGCAAAAAACCUGCCCCAAACAGAUAAAUCUGCUGCCGUGUGUGCUACUCCACCGCAUUUAGAAGGUGCUUUGCUAUCUAGAUUGUCGAAAAACAAGCUAUGUGACGACGAACAUGCAGACAAACAGAAAGACGGGAAUUAUGAUUUAAAUAAAGUACCUCGUGACGAAGUACUAGCGAAUUCUAUCGUGGAUGAUUAUAAAGUUGCUGUUGAUGAUAAUGUUGAUGUUUAUGGCGAUAAGCAAGAAGGUUUAGAUGAUGAUUUGUAUGAUGAAGAACUGGAAGUGCCUGCUGAAGAGGAUUUGCCGAUUUCUGAUGCUAAGGUACACUUAAUAGACGCAUGGUACGACGAUGAAGAAGUCCAUUUAUCCUGGGUUGUGGAUCCCCUAUCAGCUAACCGUUACAGGUGUACUGGCGUAACAGCUUCAAGAGCUGGUGGUCUACCGAAGCAUGUAGCCUGUCAUAGAGCUACUCCAUCCAAUGUGGUGCUGCGAGGAUUGAAGAUUGAUGCAGUUGAUCAUUACACGUUCUGCAUAGCAUUAGAAGAAAUGGACAGUUCUGAUGUGCCUCUUUCCUUGGUAUUGGGCUGCGGUGCCCCAAUGCAAGUGAGACAGCGAGCCACGUUUGCUACAGUUGUCCCUAUAGUCGUCACUCGACCUCCUGAGAGUAAUCCUUUAAGAGUCUCCGAAGUCCGAUCAAACGUAACGAACGAAGGAGUCCUAACAGUUCUUAUAUCAGUCUUAGGUCUUCCACAAAGGCCACAAUAUGUCUUACCUCGCUCCCAAAGACUGUCCAACGACAUUCGACCAAUCAACAACUGCUACAUUGUCUUAGCCGUUUUAUCAAGAGGCUCAUUAGUAGCCCAGAAAGAUACUCCAUGCCAAUCUACUCUGGAAAUAUCCAUGGAAGGUUUUAUCCGAGGACCUUAUGAAGUCUGUGCAGCCAUUUCAAAGUACAAGGUUGACGAAAGAAGAACAAUAUGUGUGGUCCCACAACUAAUAGAAACGCUUGGAACUUUGGAAAUGAAAGCAGGUUUCAAGAGCUUGAACACAGCGCUGAUCGGUGUGGCUCUUGGUCUGAUGGUGAUAGUAAUUGGGUUAGUCUGGUUUGUUAGGAAGAUGCUAAAGAAACCAACGGAAUUUGAGCCCCACAGGUGCUUUAGGCAAGAACCAGUGCAGGAAGAGAAUCCAAGAGCCAGCUAUGUGAUGCUAACAGCAACGUCAAAAGUGUAAUGGGACUCGUGGAAGUAUAUUUUACUAGUCGUGAAAAUUUUCUAUAAUAUAUUUUAUUUUGGAUUAUUAUUGAAAGUAUUAAAAUUUUAAAUUAAACUUUGAAAAGUUUUUAGGUGUUUUGGAA
This is a messenger RNA of Spodoptera littoralis (African cotton leafworm), 2557 nucleotides long. The record is from the annotation of a GenBank genome assembly. NCBI's taxonomy places the organism in Eukaryota, Metazoa, Arthropoda, Insecta, Lepidoptera, Noctuidae.